This is a messenger RNA of Phanerochaete carnosa HHB-10118-sp, 183 nucleotides long. RefSeq lists its product as uncharacterized. NCBI's taxonomy places the organism in Eukaryota, Fungi, Basidiomycota, Agaricomycetes, Polyporales, Phanerochaetaceae. The transcript has 2 exons. Bases 1 to 183 code for a protein of 60 amino acids. The record is from RefSeq and is a predicted model, not a curated record.
AUGGCGGUCAUGCACGACCAGCAAUGCGGCAGUGUCUUGCCAAGCGUCGCCUCGGCUGCUGCGACUGCACGCGAGCGCCGAGUACUCAACAUCAUCACCGUGGAGGAAGUAGACGCAACCGUCGGGUUCUCAGGUGACAGCAUCUACCGAAUAAGACGCCGAGGUUCAUGGGCAGACAACUGA